AUGGGCGAUGAAGGAAGUGCCGAAGAUAUGGACCAACUGAUUUUUCAGGCAGCUUUUUACGAUAAUGAGGAAUUGUUACGUGAUUUAGUUCAAGCUUAUCCGGAAAAAGUAAAUUACAAAGACAAGUACGGUCGAAGUGCUUUACAUUUAGCCGCACAGCAUGGAAAUCUUACAAUCGUCGAUCUUCUUCUUGCCGCAGGAGCGAAUGUUAAUAGUAUUACGGGUCCAAAUCUUUCUUGCGUAACACCCUUACAUGUCGCAGCAGUCAAUGGAAAAUAUGCAGUAGUACAACGGUUAAUAAAUUGUGGAGCAGAACUUCUUGCAGUUGAUUUGAGUGAUCACUGUGCACUCGAACUCGCACAAAUGGGAAAUCAUUUUGAAGUCGCUUGCCUUCUUAUCGAUGCAAUUGAAACUGAACGAAAACGAGUGCAAGAACUUCAUGAUCAACUAAUAACGGCAUGCAUUAACGCUGAGCUGGAUGUGGUUAAGAAAAUCUUAGCAAAUUUGACGAAUGGCAACUCUGACGCUGUUCUUAAUGGUACAACACUUGAUAGGAAAUGUGCCCUCUAUAUUGCAUGUUUGAAUGGAAGGCAGGAAGUAGUUGCUGAACUGCUUAAAGUUCGAGGUCACAUGCUCAUACAGGCGAUAACACAUGAUACUGUAUUACAUGCUGCGAUAUCAUCGCAAGAACCAGUUAUUGUGGAGAUGAUUUUAAAAGCGUUUACACAUUUGGUAACGUCAAGAAAUGCAGAGGGAAGUAGUGUUCUACAUUGGGCAGCUCAGUGCGGAAAUCUUGAAGUUAUUAAAAUAUUAAUGGAAUUUCCUUAUGAUAAGGAUUUAAUAACACGCAUUGAAGAUGUUUCGGGUCGUUUUUCGUAUAAUUUUGUUAUCGAUGUUAAUAUGCUAGAUGCACAGUGUAGAACAACACUUUAUUUAGCUGUCGCAAAUUCACAUGUUGAUGUCGUUAAAUAUUUGUUGGAAGUGUGUUUCAUUAAUUCACUUUUAUUUUAUUUAUCACUAUAUUUUUGA
Dracunculus medinensis (Guinea worm) is the source of this 1029-nucleotide messenger RNA. The record is from the annotation of a GenBank genome assembly. NCBI's taxonomy places the organism in Eukaryota, Metazoa, Nematoda, Chromadorea, Rhabditida, Dracunculidae.